Molecule: messenger RNA, 1897 nt
Organism: Hyaena hyaena (striped hyena)
Lineage: Eukaryota; Metazoa; Chordata; Mammalia; Carnivora; Hyaenidae
Gene: BIN3
Product: bridging integrator 3
Exons: 8
Coding region: 355-1155 (266 amino acids)
Biological process (GO): plasma membrane tubulation; endocytosis; actin cortical patch localization
Cellular component (GO): cytoplasm; actin cortical patch
Molecular function (GO): lipid binding; protein binding
Source: RefSeq, a predicted model, not a curated record
ACUAUCUUAUGGGAAGGUAGUUGAUUGGACUCUUUAUAAACCACCAAGGACUCAGCCUGUUCCAAGCAGCCGGAUCCCCUAGUACAAGGAAACAGUAGGCCGGGCCUUUGAUCUCUCACAAGGAAUCAAAGCCGAGUUGGGGUUGGAAGAGAGUUACUUCCUCCCUCAACUCCCCAGAGGCACUGAAGUAUAGGGAACGAGAGCCUGCCUCUUCGAUCUCAUUCUCAACCGCACAAGCCCCUCCAGGCCCCCAUCACAGGCCGAGCCUGGGCAGCUGUCUCGGCCGCUCUGGCGGCUGCCCCCAGACAGUGGUGACGCACUGCUGUUCUUGCCCAGGCACCGUCGGAGGGGCAGAUGUGGCUGCCUGCUGACUGGAAAUCAUGGCACCCCUGUCAUGGGAAGAAACGCUCAUGUUAUCUUCAGGGAGUUUCAGAAGGUUUUUGGCUCAAGGUGGAGAGAGAUUUUGAAAGGGAGUAUGGAAAACUCCAGCAGCUGGAAGAGCAGACGAGGAGGCUGCAGAAGGACAUGAAGAAGAGCACUGACGCUGACCUGGCCUUGUCCAAAUCUGCUGUGAAGAUAUCCUUGGACUUGCUCUCCAAUCCCCUCUGCGAGCAAGACCAGGACUUCCUGAACAUGGUGACAGCCCUGGACACAGCCAUGAAGCGGAUGGACGCCUUCAACCAGGAGAAGGUGAACCAGAUCCAAAAGACCGUGAUUGAACCCUUAAAAAAGUUUGGCAGUGUCUUCCCGAGCCUCAACAUGGCGGUGAAGCGGCGGGAGCAGGCCUUGCAGGACUACAGGAGAUUACAGGCCAAGGUGGAGAAGUACGAGGAGAAGGAGAAGACGGGGCCAGUGCUGGCCAAACUCCACCAGGCCCGAGAAGAACUUCGGCCCGUGCGGGAUGACUUCGAGGCCAAGAACAAGCAGCUCCUGGAUGAGAUGCCGCGUUUCUACAAUAGCCGCCUGGACUACUUCCAGCCCAGCUUUGAGUCCCUGAUCCGAGCGCAGGUUGGGUACUACUCUGAGAUGCAGAAGAUCUUUGGAGACCUGACCCAGCAGCUUGACCAGCCCGGCCACACUGAUGAGCAGCGGGAGAGGGAGAAUGAGGCCAGACUGAGCGAGCUCAGAGCCCUCUCUAUUGUGGCCGAUGACUGAGUCCCCGCCACCCUUUCGAAGACUCCUGGGAUACAAGCCAGCCUCUCUGGUCUUUGCCCUUGUCAAGCUUAGGCUCAGGCGACAGCCAGCAAAAGGCCCUCCCCCGAGAGACGUAUGGGGCCAGCAGUGGCCCCUGUUCUACCUCACUCGACUUCUGCAGGGAGCCUGGCACCAGGAGCCCCAAGCAGGCUGCUGUCUCCCCACCCAUAGCAAGAGCCCAGGCGGGUAAGCAGCGCAGAAAAACUGCAAGGGCCUUGUUUCCGAAAGAACCGUCCAAAGGACAGCCUGGCCUAGGGCCCGAGCAAGCGUCCAGACUUCAAGGACACAGCUCUGCCCGCUCACCUGAGGUCUCAGCCUUGCCUGCAUGGUCGUGAUCACACCUACCUCCAAAGACCCACCCUGGGGAGUCCACCCGCCCCCUCCCCCCUUGUUGCCUGUACCCUUCAGACUCCUCUGUUCUGGGAGAGGCCCAAGACACUGCCUCUCCUCUAGCCCAGACUCCCAGAAUGACAAAAGCUGGCUUUGCCCACUUCUUGCCCUUAGGUCAGGGGCAGAGAAGAACCCCAAGCCUUGUAGGUUCCCUAGGAAACCAGACUCCGCGCAUGUAAAUAGGCUUCCAGCCACCUAAAAUGUCACAGCCCGGGUCACAGGCUCAAAGCAAAAACAGUGGGUGUGUCUCACCUGCAUAUUUGGAAAUUUUAUUUUUUCAAGUAACGUUUUCAAUAAACUUGCCAGCUGUUUA